CACGCCGCAGCCGCCCACCCCGGGGCCCGGGCCGGGGACUAGCAGCUUUCCCCCAGGCAGCCUGAGGAGAGCCUGUGCCCCAGAAGCAGGAUGAGAAGAUGGCAAACUUCCUGUUACCUCGGGGCACCAGCAGCUUCCGUAGGUUCACUCGGGAGUCCCUGGCAGCCAUCGAGAAGCGUAUGGCAGAAAAGCAAGCCAGAGGUUCGGCCACCUCACAGGAGAGUCGUGAGGGCCUGCCAGAGGAAGAGGCUCCCCGGCCCCAGCUGGACCUGCAGGCCUCCAAAAAGCUGCCGGAUCUCUAUGGCAAUCCACCCCGAGAGCUCAUUGGGGAGCCUCUGGAAGACCUGGACCCGUUCUAUAGCACCCAGAAGACCUUCAUUGUGCUGAAUAAGGGCAAGACCAUCUUCCGGUUCAGUGCCACCAACGCCUUGUACGUCCUCAGCCCCUUCCACCCCAUCCGCAGAGCAGCUGUGAAGAUUCUGGUGCAUUCGCUCUUCAGCAUGCUAAUCAUGUGCACCAUCCUGACCAACUGCGUGUUCAUGGCCCAGCAUGACCCUCCGCCCUGGACCAAAUAUGUUGAGUACACCUUCACUGCCAUCUACACCUUUGAGUCUCUGGUCAAGAUUCUGGCUCGAGGCUUCUGCCUGCAUGCAUUCACCUUCCUUCGGGAUCCGUGGAACUGGCUGGACUUCAGUGUGAUAGUCAUGGCAUACACAACUGAAUUUGUGGACCUGGGCAAUGUCUCAGCCUUACGCACCUUCCGAGUCCUCCGGGCCCUGAAAACUAUAUCAGUCAUUUCAGGCCUGAAGACAAUUGUGGGGGCCCUGAUCCAGUCUGUGAAGAAGCUGGCCGACGUGAUGGUCCUUACGGUUUUCUGCCUCAGUGUCUUUGCCCUCAUCGGACUGCAACUCUUUAUGGGCAACCUUAGGCACAAGUGUGUCCGCAACUUCACUGCACUCAAUGGCACCAAUGGCUCUGUGGAGGCUGAUGGCAUGGUCUGGGUCUCUCUGGACCUCUACCUCAAUGACCCAGUCAAUUAUCUGCUUAAGAAUGGCACCUCCGAUGUGUUACUGUGUGGGAACAGCUCUGAUGCCGGGACAUGUCCCGAGGGCUACCGGUGCCUGAAGGCAGGGAAGAACCCUGACCAUGGCUACACCAGCUUUGACUCCUUUGCCUGGGCCUUCCUUGCACUCUUCCGCCUGAUGACACAGGACUGCUGGGAGCGCCUCUACCAGCAGACCCUUAGGUCCGCAGGGAAGAUCUAUAUGAUCUUCUUCAUGCUUGUCAUCUUCCUGGGCUCCUUCUACCUGGUGAACUUGAUCCUGGCCGUGGUGGCCAUGGCCUACGAAGAGCAAAACCAAGCCACCAUCGCUGAGACAGAGGAGAAGGAGAAGCGUUUCCAGGAGGCCAUGGAGAUGCUCAAGAAAGAGCAUGAAGCUCUCACCAUCAGGGGUGUGGAUACCGUGUCCCGGAGCUCCUUAGAGAUGUCCCCUUUGGCCCCAGUAACCAAUCAUGAAAGAAGGAGCAAGAGGAGAAAACGGUUGUCUUCAGGAACAGAGGAGUGUGGGGAUGACAGGUUCCCCAAGUCUGACUCAGAAGAUGGUCCCAGAGCAUUGAAUCGACUCAGCCUCACCCACGGGCUCAGCAGGACAUCCAUGAAGCCACGCUCCAGUCGAGGGAGCAUUUUUACCUUUCGACGACGGGAUCAGGGCUCUGAGGCAGAUUUUGCAGAUGAUGAAAACAGCACUGCAGGAGAGAGUGAGAGCCACCGCACAUCACUGCUGGUGCCCUGGCCCCUGCGCCGCCCCAGUAUCCAGGGACAGAUCAGCCCUGGGACUUCAGCCCCUGGCCACACCCUUAAUGGCAAAAGAAACAGCACAGUGGAUUGCAAUGGGGUGGUCUCCUUGCUGGGGGCAGGUGACGCAGAAGCCACUUCUCCAGGGAGCCAUCUUCUCCACCCCAUGAUGCUGGAGCGUCCCCCAGACACGACCACACCAUCAGAGGAGCCAGGUGGGCCCCAGAUGUUGACGCCCCAGGCUCCAUGUCCAGAUGGCUUUGAGGAGCCAGGAGCACGGCAGCGGGCACUCAGUGCCGUCAGUGUCCUCACCAGCGCCCUAGAAGAGUUGGAGGAGUCCCACCGAAAGUGUCCGCCAUGCUGGAACCGCUUUGCUCAGCGCUACCUGAUCUGGGAGUGCUGCCCGCUGUGGAUGUCCAUCAAGCAGAAGGUAAAGUUCGUGGUCAUGGACCCGUUUGCCGACCUCACCAUCACCAUGUGCAUCGUGCUCAACACACUCUUCAUGGCGCUGGAGCACUACAAUAUGACAACUGAGUUUGAGGAGAUGCUGCAGGUUGGAAACCUGGUCUUCACGGGAAUCUUCACAGCAGAGAUGACCUUCAAGAUCAUUGCCCUUGACCCCUACUACUACUUCCAGCAGGGCUGGAACAUCUUUGACAGCAUCAUCGUCAUCCUUAGCCUCAUGGAGCUGGGCCUGUCCCGCAUGGGAAACCUGUCGGUGUUGCGCUCCUUCCGCCUGCUACGGGUCUUCAAGCUGGCCAAAUCAUGGCCUACCCUGAACACACUCAUCAAGAUCAUCGGGAACUCGGUGGGGGCUUUGGGGAACCUGACGCUGGUGCUGGCCAUCAUUGUCUUCAUCUUUGCCGUGGUGGGCAUGCAGCUUUUUGGAAAGAACUACUCAGAGCUGAGGCACCGCAUCAGUGACUCUGGCCUACUACCCCGUUGGCAUAUGAUGGACUUCUUCCAUGCCUUCCUCAUCAUCUUCCGAAUCCUCUGUGGCGAGUGGAUUGAGACCAUGUGGGACUGCAUGGAGGUGUCUGGGCAGUCAUUGUGCCUGCUGGUCUUCCUACUUGUCAUGGUCAUUGGCAACCUUGUGGUCCUGAACCUCUUCUUGGCCUUGCUGCUCAGCUCCUUCAGCGCAGACAACCUUACUGCCCCUGAUGAGGACGGAGAGAUGAACAACCUCCAGCUGGCCCUGGCCCGCAUCCAACGGGGCCUGCGAUUCGUCAAGCGGACCACCUGGGACUUCUGCUGCGGGCUCCUGCAGAGGCGGCCUAAGAAGCCGGCAGCUCUUGCUACCCACAGCCAGCUGCCCAGCUGUAUUGCCGCCCCCAGCUCCCCACCACCCCCAGAGGUCGAAAAGGCACCCCCAGCCCGCAAGGAAACACGGUUUGAAGAAGACAAGCAGCCAGGCCAGGGCACCCCUGGAAACCCAGAGCCUGUGUGUGUGCCUAUUGCUGUGGCUGAGUCAGACACAGAUGACCAGGAAGAGGAUGAAGAGAACAGCCUGGGCACUGAGGAGGAAUCCAGCAAGCAGCAGGAAUCCCAACUUGUGUCUGAUGGCCAAGAGGCCCCUCAGGAGCCCAGGGCCUGGAGCCAGGUGUCAGAGACUGACUCCUCCGAGGCCGAGGCCAGUGUGUCUCAGGCAGACUGGCAGCAAGAGCGGAAAAUGGAGCCCCAGGCCCCGGGGUGUGGUGAGGUCCCUGAGGACAGUUACUCAGAGGGUAGCACAGCCGACAUGACCAACACUGCGGACCUCCUGGAGCAAAUCCCUGACCUCGGUGAGGAUGUCAAGGAUCCAGAGGACUGCUUCACUGAAGGUUGUGUCCGGCGCUGCCCCUGCUGCACAGUGGACACAACGCAGGCCCCGGGGAAGGUCUGGUGGCGACUGCGCAAGACCUGCUACCGCAUCGUGGAGCACAGCUGGUUUGAGACAUUCAUCAUCUUCAUGAUCCUGCUCAGCAGUGGAGCACUGGCUUUUGAAGACAUCUACCUGGAGGAGCGGAAGACCAUCAAGGUUCUGCUGGAGUAUGCCGACAAGAUGUUCACCUAUGUCUUUGUGUUGGAGAUGCUGCUCAAGUGGGUGGCCUAUGGCUUCAAGAAGUACUUCACCAAUGCCUGGUGUUGGCUUGACUUCCUCAUCGUGGACGUCUCACUCGUCAGCCUUGUGGCCAACACCCUGGGCUUUGCCGAGAUGGGCCCCAUCAAAUCACUGCGGACACUGCGUGCACUGCGACCCCUGAGGGCCUUGUCACGAUUUGAGGGCAUGAGAGUGGUGGUCAAUGCUCUGGUGGGUGCUAUCCCCUCCAUCAUGAACGUCCUCCUCGUCUGCCUCAUCUUCUGGCUCAUCUUCAGCAUCAUGGGUGUGAACCUCUUUGCGGGGAAGUUUGGUAGGUGCAUCAACCAGACUGAGGGGGACCUGCCUCUGAACUACACCAUUGUGAACAACAAGAGUGAGUGCGAGUCCUUCAAUGUGACUGGAGAAUUGUACUGGACCAAGGUGAAAGUCAACUUUGACAACGUGGGGGCUGGGUACCUGGCCCUUCUGCAAGUGGCAACAUUUAAAGGCUGGAUGGACAUUAUGUAUGCAGCUGUGGACUCCAGAGGGUAUGAGGAGCAACCGCAGUGGGAGUACAACCUCUACAUGUACAUCUACUUUGUUGUUUUCAUCAUCUUUGGCUCCUUCUUCACGCUGAACCUGUUCAUUGGUGUCAUCAUCGAUAACUUCAACCAACAGAAGAAAAAGUUAGGGGGUCAGGACAUCUUCAUGACAGAGGAACAGAAGAAAUACUACAAUGCCAUGAAGAAGCUGGGCUCCAAGAAGCCCCAGAAACCCAUCCCUCGGCCCCUGAAUAAAUACCAGGGCUUCAUAUUCGACAUUGUGACCAAGCAGGCCUUCGACGUCACCAUCAUGUUCCUUAUCUGUUUGAAUAUGGUGACCAUGAUGGUAGAGACAGAUGACCAGAGCCCUGAGAAGGUCAACAUCUUGGCCAAGAUCAACCUGCUCUUCGUGGCCAUCUUCACAGGCGAAUGCAUUGUCAAGAUGGCUGCCCUGCGCCACUAUUACUUCACCAACAGCUGGAACAUCUUUGACUUCGUGGUUGUCAUCCUCUCCAUCGUGGGCACUGUCCUCUCUGACAUCAUCCAGAAGUAUUUCUUCUCCCCGACCCUCUUCCGAGUCAUCCGCCUGGCCCGAAUCGGCCGCAUCCUCAGGCUUAUCCGUGGGGCCAAGGGGAUCCGCACAUUGCUCUUUGCCCUCAUGAUGUCCCUGCCCGCCCUCUUCAACAUCGGGCUCCUGCUGUUUCUCGUCAUGUUCAUCUACUCUAUCUUCGGCAUGGCCAAUUUUGCUUACGUCAAGUGGGAAGCAGGCAUCGAUGACAUGUUCAACUUCCAGACCUUUGGCAACAGCAUGCUGUGCCUCUUCCAGAUCACCACAUCAGCUGGCUGGGAUGGCCUCCUCAGUCCCAUCCUCAACACAGGACCCCCUUACUGUGACCCCAAUGUGCCCAACAGCAAUGACUCCCGGGGAAACUGUGGGAGCCCAGCAGUGGGCAUCCUCUUCUUCACCACCUACAUAAUCAUCUCCUUCCUCAUCGUGGUCAAUAUGUACAUUGCCAUCAUCCUAGAGAACUUCAGCGUGGCCACAGAGGAGAGCACUGAGCCCCUAAGCGAGGAUGACUUUGACAUGUUCUAUGAGAUCUGGGAGAAGUUCGAUCCAGAGGCCACUCAGUUCAUUGAGUAUUUGGCCCUGUCUGACUUUGCUGAUGCCCUGUCUGAGCCUCUCCGUAUAGCCAAGCCCAACCAGAUAAGCCUCAUCAACAUGGACCUGCCCAUGGUAAGUGGGGACCGUAUCCACUGUAUGGACAUCCUGUUUGCCUUCACUAAGAGGGUGCUGGGGGAAUCUGGGGAGAUGGAUGCCCUAAAGAUCCAAAUGGAGGAGAAGUUUAUGGCAGCCAACCCAUCCAAGAUCUCCUACGAGCCCAUCACUACCACCCUCCGGCGCAAGCAUGAGGAGGUAUCUGCUACCGUCAUCCAACGGGCCUUCCGGAGGCACCUGCUGCAGCGCUCAGUGAAACAUGCUUCCUUCCUCUACCGCCAGCAAGCAGGCAGCAGCGGCCUGUCAGAUGAGGACGCCCCAGAGCGGGAAGGCCUCAUUGCCUACAUGAUGAAUGAAAACUUCUCCCGGCACAGUGGCCCACCCUCCAGCUCCUCCAUCUCCUCCACAUCCUUCCCCCCCUCCUACGACAGCAUCACGAGGGCCACCAGCGAUAACCUCCCUGUGCGUGCAUCUGACUACAGCCGCAGUGAAGAUCUCGCCGACUUCCCUCCAUCCCCAGACAGGGACCGUGAGUCUAUAGUAUGAGACUGGCUUCAGCUGGCCAGGACACACCCUGUUGCAUCCUGACAAACCUGAAUGUAGUCAAAACCAGCGCCAGCUGGGGCCUACCUGGCUGUGGGCUUUGGAGGUAACAGAAGAGCCUCAGUCCUGAGGAUCUACACGGCAGAGUUCUGUGGCAUGGCAUUGAAGCCAGAAGCAGCUAAAGGAACCCCUGUCUGUGGAAGCCUGUCCCUGAAGCUCAGACACAUCCUAGUAGCCUGGUCUGCUCAGGCAGCAAGCACCCUGCAGCUCUGAACAGCAACUCCAUCCCAGCCACUGAAGCAAAAUACAAACCUGAGCCCAUACAUGUCGUGACUGGGGCAUUCAUAAAUUUAUUAUAUUUGAUAUUUUUUUACCUGAGCAAAGAACAUUUUUUUCCAUGAACAUCCGCAGCAGUUCACACUGCCCCCUCUUAACCCUGAACAAGCAUAUCUGUGGAGCUGCUGAACUCUGCCCUCAAAGCCAAAGUGGGAUCCUGUGUGGCUUCCCCAGGCGUUCGUGACCAGAGAGGAACAAGGCUUCCACCACUAGGGCUGAGGUGCCAGGAAGGCUGAAGGUCCUCGCUCACACAUGUGUGCACACACUCCUCAUACACAGAGACCAGACGAAGGCCACAGGAGCCCAGGCUCCCCUCAGGCAAGUGUUUGGAAAGGAGACAGGCCUUUCCUCCCAGCCCACGUGCUUGGGGUUCUUCCAAUGGGUUCAUUCUAGGCUCCUGUUGUCCCCAGGGUUCCAUUUUCCUCUUUUUAUUCAGGCUGCGCCAAGGUCAGUGCUACAAAAAUAAAAAACUUCCAGAAGAGCAGCCCAGGUCACAGAGACUGAAACUGCCCUUUCUUCUCUCCUAAGAGUAUUAAUAUUGGAGCCCAAAGGAGCCAGCCCCGCUAACAACCAGGCACACCUGGAACCUGGCAGUCCCUCUCCACAGGCCAAUGGAUGAGAAGGCUGCUCCAUGUGGGCUGUUGAACUGCGCCCAGCCAUGGUGGCCACACAGCCCAGCUGGCCAAAAGAAGUGGUCUCCAUUUCCAAAGCUGCCCUGGAUCUCUCUCCCUCUGACCACAUGGGGAUGGGAUCCCCAUAGGGGAUCCAGCUCUACAGACACAGUGUGUAGAAGUGGGAGGGCAGCAUGGUCCUGGCUAAGAAAGGCCCUGGAUGGUCAGGUCUGAUUCUACACCCUGGAGGGAACCAUGCAUCCCAUUGUGAAAGGAGGUAAUGAGGCAUUGGGGCUCAGCCCAGAGCCUAGGGAUGCCCACAUGUAGGACUCCUGAGGGCAGGGACCUGGCCAUCCCAGGAGUCUUCUGAGAAGGCUUUUUCAGGGAAAAAAUACUUUUACUAGUCCAAUGCUCCCCACUGACCUCUUCAGCUGCUGACAAUCCUAUUUAGCAUAUGCAAUUCUUUUAAUGUAGAGAACUGUCACCCCUGAGGUGACAGGAUUAGCUGGUGGAGUCUGAGCAGGCAGGGACUCAACUCGGCUGCCCAAUUCUAGCUCUCCAGCAGAGCCACCCUCAGCCAGGGGGCACCCACCUCACAGGCCACCUCAGUCUCGCCUGCCCACCGCAGGCUGGCUGCUCCUAACCUACCUCGCCGGCUUUCAGAGGGCUGGACGUUCACGACGCUCGUGGCAGUGCUGAAGGGGGGCACUGUCGGCGAGUAAAGUAUUAUGUUUCUUCUUGUCACCUCAGUUCCCUUGGUGGCAACCAGCCCCCAUCCCACCCAUCCCUGGACACGUCUCCAAUUUCCCAUUGGGGGGCUUGGUUUUAACUGUCCCAGUGACACUUCUCCAAGUGGAAAUCUUAUUUUUGUAGAUCUGUGCUUUGCUCUCAAGGCUUGGAGAGGUGUGUGUCCCGCCCUGGCACUCACCACCAGCUGCACAAGGUAGGAAUGUGCCCUGGGGCUGGCUGGGCUGCUAUCCCAGCUGGCCGGAAGGAGACUGUGGUUUGGAGUGUGUGGACAGCCCCGGAGCCUUGAGACAGGUGGCCGGGGCUGGCUGCAGACGGAAUGGCUGAGGACAGGAGCAAGCUAGCCCCGACUCCUUGGCUCAGCAUGGCUCCUUUUUCUAGAACUGCACAGUGAUGGACAGGAGGGAAGAAGAAAAUAGAAACAAGGAAGGAAAGAUGUGCGUACAUGUCAGGUGUUGUCUGAAAAAAAUUAGCACUUCUCACCAAACUUCGUGUAUAAAUAAAAUACAUUAUUUUUCAAAUGAAUCAAUAAAUGGCUUACAUGACC
This is a messenger RNA of Nannospalax galili (Upper Galilee mountains blind mole rat), 8396 nucleotides long. It is a transcript of the gene Scn5a, whose product is annotated as sodium voltage-gated channel alpha subunit 5. Gene Ontology annotation, molecular function: voltage-gated sodium channel activity involved in cardiac muscle cell action potential. Gene Ontology annotation, cellular component: plasma membrane; axon; voltage-gated sodium channel complex. Lineage: Eukaryota; Metazoa; Chordata; Mammalia; Rodentia; Spalacidae. The transcript has 28 exons. The record is from RefSeq and is a predicted model, not a curated record. Gene Ontology annotation, biological process: sodium ion transmembrane transport; membrane depolarization during action potential; neuronal action potential. The coding region runs from base 99 to 6158 and encodes 2019 amino acids.